AUGCUAGCCUGGUACCAGGGGAGAAAGAGCGACAGUGCAGCCACCGAUGGGGCGCCCCCAGGAAGGGACAGGACAGGGAGCUCGUCCCGCAGCGAACGGCAAGGCGGAGGCCCGGCCUCUCGCCUCCCAGCCCUCCCCGCGUCCUUUGCGGCCUCCCAGUCCGCCCUGCGCCAUCAGAAGGCGCCGCCCGGCGGCCAGGGCCCUUCGCCGCAGCCAGAGUGUUUUGUCCGAGCUCAAAAGGGCCGUCUCCACGGAAGCGGCCCCUCGGCUCGGAGCCCCGCGGCCCGGAGGGAGCCCCGCGGCCCGGAAGGAGCCCCGGCGGGGAUGAGAGGAUUCCGCCCCAGCCCCAGCAGACGCGGCGAAGGGUUUGAAGGAGGCGCUUUGAGAGUCGAGGUCUCCCGCCCGCGCGCCUCCCUGGCGCAGACCUCUUUUAACUUUUUGGCUUGUAGUGCGCGUCCUGACGUGCCCAGCGAGCUACAGCUUACUGAGCUUUACUGGACUCGCCGGAGCAGCAGUCCCCAAGUGGAGAGACAGCGCAUCGCACGCUGCCCGGGCCCCGCAGGGCCUGGCGCCUGGGGCCUUUGCGCCGCUUUGGAGCUACGGGAUCACACCGCCCGCUCCCCGAGCUUGGCGUCUUCCACGCGGCGCUGUGUGUCAUCUGCGUGCACGCAGUGCGCUCUCGCUGCCGUGUCCAGGUCACUGCGAGGCAGGCACAGAGGGAAGGACACGGAGAACAGCCGCGCGGAGGCGAGGAGGGACACUGGGCGCUGCUGUCCCCUCCCCUGAGGGGCAGCCACUCCUCUUGUGGACGCAGGUGCGGUCACCAGAAGGGAAGGACAGCAGAGGACUC
Molecule: messenger RNA, 850 nt
Organism: Piliocolobus tephrosceles (Ugandan red Colobus)
Lineage: Eukaryota; Metazoa; Chordata; Mammalia; Primates; Cercopithecidae
Exons: 3
Coding region: 1-786 (261 amino acids)
Source: RefSeq, a predicted model, not a curated record